GUCACGGUAGGAAAAUCCAUUGUUUUCCUCCGUGUCAUGUUUGUGUGUGUGUGUUGUUCACUUACCCUGCCAUGUGCUCGUUAGAGCGAUCCCUUUCACCUGUGUGUUGAUUGUCUCGCUCCAGCUGUUCAUCAUUACAUCAUCUCCAUAAAAACUCACCUGACUUUCUGUUCCCUGCCAGAUUCUAUUGUUUGCUCAGUCUCCGUGUUGCUUGGUUGUUCCCUGUGCUUUGGAUUACGUGUUUCAGUUGGAUGUGUAUUGUCGUCGUCGUCUUCGUGUGGAUGUUCCGUGUCAGCCUGGAUUUCACCACUGCUCACCACUCCACCAACGUCGCACUCAAAACACCAACUUCCACCGUAGUCAUCGUCACCAUUGCCAUCAACCACACCGGACUGGAUUACUUCCGCAUUUGACUUUGAAUACUCUCUCUUUGUUUAUAUUUAAUAAACAUUGUUCAUUUUUACACCUGCGUUUGCUUCCGUCUUUUACAAGUCAUUACAGAAGAAUCUGGCCAAACAUGGAAGCAGCAGGUGGCCAGCCGAUCUCCGCGUUGGAGGAGUUUCUCCAGCGAUCUCUGGCUCGUAUGGAUCAUCAGGAUCAAACCAUCGAGGACAUGCGGAAGGCCGUCCAGGCAAUGGUGGCGAAGGUUUCCGAGCUCUCUCAGCGAUCUCCGAACAUCACGCCUCCCACUGCGCCACCCAUGCCGCCCGCACCAUCUUCACCUCCAGGGGCCCCGGACAUUCUCGCUCGAGGAGACCAAAGUGGCGUUCACGCUCUCGCUGCUCUCGGGCAAGGCUGCCCUCUGGGGGACGGCGGUAUGGGAAAACCACGACAGCUGUUGUUCCUCGUUCGCCUCGCUUUCCGAAGAAAUGAAGAGGGUUUUCGAUCGCUCCGUCGCCGGGAGGGAGGCCGCCCGGCUCCUCACGGAUCUCCAGCAGGGGGAGCGGUCGGUCUCGGACUAUGCCAUCGAGUUCCGUACCCUGGCGGCGGAGUGCAGGUGGAACGAGGAAGCGCAGUGGGACCAUUUCCUGCAUGGGUUGGCGGAUCGGAUCCAUCGAGAGAUCAUCACGGCGGAAUUACCGAAGUCGCUCAACGGUCUGGUGGACUUGGCGAUCCGGGUUGA
Misgurnus anguillicaudatus (oriental weatherfish) is the source of this 1123-nucleotide messenger RNA. The record is from RefSeq and is a predicted model, not a curated record. NCBI's taxonomy places the organism in Eukaryota, Metazoa, Chordata, Actinopteri, Cypriniformes, Cobitidae.